Messenger RNA from Plasmodium knowlesi strain H, 1416 nucleotides. RefSeq names its product CorA-like Mg2+ transporter protein, putative. The coding region runs from base 1 to 1416 and encodes 471 amino acids. Gene Ontology annotation, molecular function: magnesium ion transmembrane transporter activity. The record is from RefSeq and is a predicted model, not a curated record. The transcript has 2 exons. Gene Ontology annotation, biological process: magnesium ion transport. NCBI's taxonomy places the organism in Eukaryota, Apicomplexa, Aconoidasida, Haemosporida, Plasmodiidae.
AUGUUCCAGUGGAACCAUUUAACGCACUGCAGAUGUAGACUGACGUAUGCGUGCUUACGAACAUCGGCUGGUAGCGUGUCCACAAGAUGGCUAGCCAAUUUGACUGACCAUAAAAACGAGAAUCAUAGUUUUUCAAAAAAAAAUUUCAACAAUGUGUUCAUGCAAAAUAUCAGGAUUACGCAAGAUGGGCAGAUCAAGUGCGAGCGGUUCUUCUUUUCCAAGUACAGCCUACCCUACGUUCUGAACAUACCCGUGAGUGACCUGCGCCUGAUCGACUCCAGCAAUAACCACAAUCCCACCCUGCUGGUGAGGAAGAACAUGAUCCUUCUGCGCACGGGGUUCAUCAGUUGCGUGAUUCGAUUCAACGAAUUAUGGAUGUUCGAGCCGAAUAACCCCCUAGUGGUGAAGGCCACCAAUUUGGUUAAAAAGAAUUUUAAAAGGAAAAGUGACUUGGAUGGUGAAGAAGCAGAAGAAGAGAGGAAGAUAAAUGGGCAGGCGGAGAAGGUAGCGACAUGUUCCGAAGGGAAGGGUGAUGACUAUGUAGGGGUAGCUCAUAAGGCAUGUCCAAGAGCAGCUUCAGAUGAUCCACCUGAAGAUGGCGCUCCGUACUGUUCCCUAGAUGGUACGCAAGAGUGCCACUCUCCAGAAGAGUUAAACCACGUGAAUGUUAAAAACCAUUUUUAUAAACACAAAACGAACAUCUACUUCGAGUUCCUAUGUUUGGAUAUUUGCAUGCAGUUGUCUAUAAAGGAGUAUGAAGAAGACUUGUACCGCCUAAAUGAACGAAUCAAGGGAAUAAUCUUGCAACAACGGAAAGAGGAAAACAACGAAAUCAAUAUCCUGACAAAUAAUUUACUCAGAGAUAUGAUGAAAAUAAAGAACAGCUUGCAGAAAUUUUCAAAUUUGUUAAAUGCCCUCCGUAAUGGCAUUGAGAGAAUUUUAAAUAAUCAUACGGACAUGGAAAAUAUGUAUCUUACUUUUAUCAAAACAAAUAUACCGAAGGAAGGAAUUUCUUCUGGUAAUGGUAAUAGGUUAUUUAAUCCGUUAAAAGACUGCAGUGAUUUAGAGAUCGUUUUAGAGACUCACUUACAAUUAACGGAUGAGCUGUAUAGAGAAUUAGAAAACGUGGAAGAGAAAAUUACUCAUUAUGAAGAACUGAUGAGACUAAAUCUAGAUUACAAUAGAAAUAAAUUCAUUCUGUUAAAUGUGAAGAUAUCAUUUGCCACUUUGUUUUUUUCGAUUUCUUCUGUUAUUACAAGUUUGUUCGGCAUGAAUUUAAAAAAUUUUUGUGAAGAUAGCGACUAUGUAUUUUUCUUCGUGUCUCUUUCGGUCUGCAUAUCGUCUUUCCUUGGAAUUCAUCUCACGAGGAAUAUCAACACGAUUCUCCGCUUCUUCGACAGGUAUCGUGUGAAGUAA